AUGACUCACAUCGACAGCCGAAUAUUGCUGACGACGAUUGUGAUCUGCGCCGGGGGCAGCUUCCAUUUUGGGUUCAGGCUCAUCUCCUUCAACCCCAUAGAAAGCAUCAUGAAAAGGUUGCUAAACGACACGUCACUACGGCACUACCACACCGAGCUGAACGAUCAGGGGUUCCGCGCAGCAUGGUCGUUUACCGUCAACCUGUUGCCGAUUGGCAACAUCUUCGGAACGCUAUUCACGCCGCUUGUGUCGCAGCGGUUCGGCCGGAAGAACUCGAUGUAUAUCACGGCUGUGAUGUCCAUGGUUGGUUCCCUGUUGAGCGGAUUGGCGAGCACAGCCGAAUCGUUCGAGCUGUACGCGGCGGGAGUGUUUGUCACCGGCCUGGCGUGUGGGUUAAUCCUCAGUAUCCAGCCGCUGUAUCUGGUAGAGAUCAGCCCGACGCAGGUACGAGACGACAUCAUGGCCGAGAUCGAAAUGGAGUCGAGACCGAUCAGUUCGAAACAGUUGUUCCUUAAGCCGUACCUGAGGCACGGUUUCACGUUCGGCCUACUGGCGGCGGCGGGCGUCUCCUUCUGUGGCAUUUCGGCCAUAUCCAGCUUUUCGACGGUCGUCCUCAAGGAGGCAGGCCUCAGUGAGCACAACGCCCAAUACGCCACCAUAGCGAUCAGCAUCAACAGCGUGGUGGCGUCGUGCAUCUCGUCGCUGAUCACCGACAGACUCGGUCGCAGACCACUUCUGGUCGUCGGCUAUGCCACUCUGACGAUCCUCAACACGUUGUUCAUGAUCUUCUCAUUCGUUAGCAGAAGCUACGCCCUGAUGUGGGCAGGGUACGUUUGCGUGGUGAUCGACGUGUCGUUCACGUUUGUGUUCGGCAUCGGGCCGGCUCCGUUGCAGUGGUACGUCAUGGCGGAGAUGGUACCUCAGAAUGCUAGAUCGCUCGCACAGUCAUGGGCGGUCAUCAGCUCAGCAGCUGGCCUCAUAGUUGUCAAUCUGAUGUUCCUGUCGUUGAACGGCGUGAUCUACGAAUUCGCCUAUCUCGUUUUCAUCAUUCCCAGCUUCAGCUUAGCAAUAUAUUUUUACCGUAAGUUUCCAGAGACCAAAAACAAGACAAUUAUUCAGAUCAUGGAGCUUCUUAGUAUGCCACCACCAUUGUCACCAAAGGCAAGGUCUCGCACCGACAAACUCGUCGCCGUCGCAACCAUUUCCGGCUCCUCAGAAGCUCCUUAG
Messenger RNA from Soboliphyme baturini, 1227 nucleotides. NCBI's taxonomy places the organism in Eukaryota, Metazoa, Nematoda, Enoplea, Dioctophymatida, Soboliphymatidae. The record is from the annotation of a GenBank genome assembly.